Melospiza georgiana is the source of this 481-nucleotide messenger RNA. RefSeq names its product NADH:ubiquinone oxidoreductase subunit A6 (gene NDUFA6). The record is from RefSeq and is a predicted model, not a curated record. The transcript has 3 exons. Gene Ontology annotation, biological process: response to oxidative stress. NCBI's taxonomy places the organism in Eukaryota, Metazoa, Chordata, Aves, Passeriformes, Passerellidae. The coding region runs from base 44 to 418 and encodes 124 amino acids.
GCGCGCUCCCGCGGGCGGCGGAGAAGGUGGCACUGGCAUCAAGAUGGCGGUGGCUGGCAAGGGGGUGGUGUCGGCCGCCGUGAAGCCGAUCUUCAGCCGGGACCUGGGCGAGGCGAAGCGGCGCGUCAGGGAGCUGUACCGGGCCUGGUACCGCGAGGUGCCCAACACGGUGCACCUGUACCAGCUGGACAUCACGGUGAAACAGGGGCGGAACAAGGUGCGGGAGAUGUUCAUGAAGAACGCCCACGUUACGGAUCCACGCGUGAUAGACAUGCUGGUUAUUAAGGGAAAAAUGGAGCUUCAAGAAACCAUUCAUGUCUGGAAGCAGAGGACUCAUGUCAUGAGGUACUUCCACGAGACGGAAACCCCGCAACCUAAAGACUUUCUGUCCAAAUUCUAUGCAGGCCACAAUCCUUGAGGAACUGACUCUGUGUCUUCCUGCCUUAUAUUACAAAUAAAGUUCUAUACAUAGAAAAAAAAA